Auanema sp. JU1783 is the source of this 612-nucleotide messenger RNA. Lineage: Eukaryota; Metazoa; Nematoda; Chromadorea; Rhabditida; Rhabditidae. The record is from the annotation of a GenBank genome assembly.
UGAAAUUGAAUCACAAAUUUCGUCUUGUACCAGUUGAUGAAGAAAGUGCUAACAUUUCCAACUUUGAAGAAGAAUUGAAGAAGUUGCGAGAUAGUACAAAGAUUCCCGAUUAUAAAAAGGCUGGAUUAUACGAAGAUUUGAUUGCACGUUUACGUAACUAUCGUGAAAGCAUCAAUACUCCACCUCUUAUUCAAGUUGCUGAUCAAACUCGAUUUAUUGUACCAGAUUACCCGUUACCCGACGAAUUUCCCGAUUUGUGGUCUAGACUUCCAGAGGUUCGCAGUACCGAGAAGGGUGAAUUGGUGCUCAGUGAUCAAGUUAUACCCAAUACUAGUGUCAAGCAAUUACUAGACUAUGCUCUGAAUAAGAGUACAAAGAAACCAAACGGCUACGAAGUUUUGGAUAGUUUUCUCAAGAGUAAAGGAUUGGACAUUGAGGCAGCACGCGAAAUUAUCAACAAGCCUGACCCAGUUCAAGUAAAAGCUGAACAUUUGGACGUGAAAGAGGAACCUUUAGAUAAAAAACUUGCUGUAUCUGUUAGACAACGAAAAAUUGGAUUGAAAAGUACUGUGCGUAAAACACCGGCAGCAUCGAAAAGUAGCUUGAAACAGG